UGUUUUGACAAUGGCGGCUAAAAUGUUUGCAGUUCCCUCCAGCAGAUUGCCUUUGUUCACAAAAACAAUUCAAACAAGAAUGCACAAUAAUUUUAAGCUUUAUGAAUAACAAUUACAUAAUUAAAACACAAACAGAAUACAAGUUUAAAGCUAUUGUCCCGUUAUAGUAUCUGUAAAAACACGAACAUGUAUCGCUACAGAAAGUGACAACUUUUACAAAAGUUAUGAACAAUACAUUGGUACAUAGUUUUUCGACUGUCAGCUGACCACAUCUUAAUAAAAAUGACCAGAAACAUAUGCUUUGUAUGUGGGAGUAGAGGUGCAGAGAAUAAACUUCGUAUAAAACCUUGCGACAAUGAACCAUAUUUUCCAUUCCUCGAACACCAUGAUCCUCCUAAAGGUUCAAGCCAUCCAAGCAAAGAUGGGAUUGUUGACAGUUGCAGGGUUUGUACUGCUUUCUUAUGUCAACAAUGGGAAGCAUAUGAACGUUCACAUACACCUGCAAUUAAAAGAUUAUAUUGGUUGAAAAGAGCAGACAAUGGCCAUUUUACUGGUGCAGAAAUGAGGUUGCAGGGUGAAUAUAUAGCUCAGAUAAUGGGUUUACAGUACCAGCCAGGUGCCUUUGAUGGAAGAACGUCUCCUAUAGAUAUUGGAAGAGAAAGUGGAAUGAGGGAGGUGUCAUCUACAGUAAGACAUGAUAGAAGAUCUGCAGAAGUUCCAAAAGAAAAGAGACACAGUACCUCAACUCCACAACAAAAACCUACCCCCAGUAUACAACCUACUAUGAAUGUGCCUUUGUAUAAUUCCACAAACAGAAAUCAAAUGUCCUCCCAAGGUCAGAUUGUUCCAAGUGAUGGAGCUCUGGAUUUAUCUGUAACUAAGAAAAAUGAGAACUUAAAAGACUUCAAUAAAAACCCUUCUUAUCUUUGUUACUUAUGUGCACAUCAGACAAAUUCAUUUGAAUGUAAAGUAGUGAAUUCUGUUAGACGGUCUAACAGUGAACCAUAUUUCCCUGUUAUACAAAGCCUACCUUGUAUCCCAGGAUCAGUGCCUUUGAAUGAAUUAGGACAAGCAAGAGUUUGUGUGCCUUGUAAAAAUUCAUUGUUUCAACAGUGGCAAGCAUAUGAAAUGUCAGGAAUACCUGCGCAGCACAGAAACUAUAAAGUAAAUGAAAAUCAAGAACUUAAAAUGUUGAGAGCAAGUGCAGCGACACUACCUGGAAUGCAACUGCAACAAGAAGAUCUUUCUCCAGAGAAGCUUGAACAUGUUUGUUACAUUUGUGGAAAUAUUUAUGCAGCAGACUUGAUCAGAUCCCUUUUCACUGCUCCCUCAAAUGAACCAUCAAUGGGAACUUUAUUUUUCCCAUUUGUCAGAGAAUUGAGUAGGCCUGCAGGUGCUGAGCCCCUGCGAUCAGAUGGUUCUGUUUUAGCUUGUAGAAAUUGUUAUGAAGCUUUGUACAAGCAGUGGCAACUUCAAGAAAUGGAAAGAAUACCACUUGCACAGAGACAAUAUACAUUAUCCUUUCUUGGAACAAAAACUGAUUUGCUUGACAGUUCUUUCAGAGUGAAGCAAAUGAAGGAAGAACCCGUGCAGAAAAUUACUACUGGAAGAGAGACAAAAUCACCAAAACCAGAUUUGAAUAAACCAUUAAAUAUUCAGAUCUCUGAAAACAAUUCUGAAGACACAAACACCUUGUUGGCAUCUCAAGGAUUGUUAGCAAUUGUUUCAUCUGGUUCUUCUGCACAAGAUGAACUCCUUAUACCAAAAUCUAUGUCUCCAUUAAGGGCAAACAAAAGUCCAGCAAUAGAAUCAAUUGCGAAAACAGUACCUCAUCCGCUGCAGCAGGCAACAGCGAUCCCCAAAAAAAUAUGUUUUUUGUGUGGAGAAAAAUGUCGCUUAUCCAAAGCCCAUGUAUUGUGCUCAUAUCCUACAAGACAUGAAGCUAAAACAUUGAACAAUCAAACUGUUCCAUUUUUUCCCUUUUUAGCUAAUAGGGAACCAGCACCAAAAGGUGAACCAAUGACGGAAGAUGGAACUGUUAUUUCCUGUGAUGUUUGCUUUCAUAUCUUAAUUCAACAAUGGAAUGACUAUGAGGAAAACAAAACAGGAGAUUCAAACAGAUGGCUUAGGAAAUACACAUUGCCAGAUUUUGUUUGUUGUUUAUGUUCAAAGUGGAUGAAACAUAAGAACAUACAACUACUCAGUUGUAAAAUAUAUCCUUUUCUCAAAGAUAUCAAGCCAUCCAAUACAGCUCCAACAAUUGAGGAUGGUUAUACUGUAGGGGUGUGUAAAGUUUGUGCUCACAGUUUGAAUCACCAGAAUUCUGAAUACGAAAGAAUGGGCGUGCCUUAUGAGCUAAGGAAAUUUAACUGGACAACAUCACAGGCAGAUACCUUAGAAAUCAGAGAGGAUGAUUACAGUGGGGAUGAGGAUUCCAAGACAAUAUUGGAACAAGAACAGAGAGAAGAUACCAGAGAUUCAUCUUUUCAGGAAGACUCCGAAGAUGUAACAGGAACAGGGCAAAAUGUGAAACCACCUCCUCUGAACAUGCUCAGUGGUUCUAAAUUAUCACGGAACACAGCGACAGUGCCGCCAUUGAACCAGACAUCACCAAGUAAUGGUCUGACGUCCCACAGUUCUAAUGCUGCUCUGAAUGCCACCAGAACAUCUAGCUUUGCUGCAGCACUCCGGAAACUUGCUCAUCAAGCUAAAGAUCCAGAAGAUACUCCUUCAAAGCAUGGAUCUCAACCAGGAAGCUCGACCACCAGUCCAAGAGCAACCACACCAAAAAGAGGUCCACCUCCUCUAGUGUACACAUCACAUUCAUCAGUCAGUUCACCACCAGUAGUAACCAUAGCACCUACACAGUCUCAUGCGAGUUUGGUCUCAACGGAAUCACGACAGAGUUUGGACAGAACACAUUCUGUACAUAGUUCUUUGUCAACAUAUGAUGGUUUAAGUAGCAUGAAAGCUGACCGUCCACAUUCAACCCAGUCUGGUCGAGAAGAAGAUCGAUACAGGCCACAGUCAUCACACUCGAGUCGGGAUGAUGAUCGAUUGUCUGCUAAAGACAUGGCUCCAUCCAGGAGGACCCCGUUGUCAGCUCAGAGCUCUACGUCACCUGCUGUAACACGAGAAGAAAGUAUUAUGAGAGGAUUCCAACCAUACCGUCCAGGAGAUGAUCUACGACACUCAUUGCCACCUUUUGGCCUUGACGCAGCUGCCUAUCCUUACCCAGCAUUCCUGCCCCCACAUGCAUUCCCACAUCCUGCCUUUAGAUUUGAUGACCCAUUAUUAAUAGAAAGAUACAGAAUGAUGCAGCCUCAUUAUCUCCCUUUUGCUCACCCUGGGAUGCUACCACCACCAGGUGGCCUCAGUCCAUUCCUAACAGGACGUUAUCCACCAGAACUCCUCCAUCAACAACUGCCAUAUGUAUCUCAAUCGUCAAGGUUACCAGAUCUGUCUCCAUCACUGCUGGAAAGGCAAAGAUUAGAAGAAGAAAGAAUGAGAGAUCUGGAAAAAGAACAGAGAGAGAAAGAAAAAGAAGCCAUUCUGUUAAGAGAGAAAGAAAGAGCAAGGGAAAGAGAAAAGGAGUAUGACAAAUUACGAGAAUCAAUGAGUCAUGAGUAUCGUUCACAUCCUAGUACUGAAUUACGUGUUCCUCAUCAUAUUGAUAGAGGGUCAUCAGGAAUAGACUUACGGACACCACAAUACAGUUUAGAUAAUAAAAAAUCAGAGACAAAAGACAGGAAUCAUAAUGAGCGAGGACCAGUUAACAAUGACGCCAUUCCUAGAUCUGUAGAAGGACAUAAAUUUGGCUCAAUCACACAUGGAACACCAAGGGAGUAUAACCUCAAUGACAAGAGCAGUAGGGAAUUCCAAUAUAAUUCUGACAGUGAUCGCUUUAAAGCCUCUCGUCGAGACGUGGAACAGCACAAGAACAGCCAUCAUGAUAUUUCCAAACUUCAUUCUCAUCAUCACGACAAACAUGGCAGUGGUCAUCAUGAUCAUAGAGAUAAAAAAUAUUCACUGUUGAACUCAGGACAUCAUAGUGAUAAAAAUAGAACUCAAAGAGAAAGUGAAAGUAAAGUUCAUAAAUCAAGUGACAGCAUAUUCAGACCCUUUGAUACAUCGAACUUAACAAAUGGUUUUUUACCUGCUCAUAAUUCCCGAGAUGGGGGUAAUAUGCCAAAUGUUGAACGAACGAUUGAGGCUGGUCAAGGGAGAUUACCUAAAAAGGAAAGUACUAGUGCUUUGAAACAUUCGGUUGGCAUGCCAACAAAAUCUGGAAAUUUUAACCUUAAUCAUGUGAUAGAUGCAAGUAAAAUGCAUUAUAAAGAGCAUCAUGCCGAACACUUGCAUUCAGCUUCGGAUAAAAAUCGUGGUCUAGUCAUAAGCAGCCUGGACAUUGGUUGGCAGAAAUUGCAAAAACGAAGGAUGCGUGGGGAAUUAAGUGACGAUAGCGAGAUGGAUGAAAUAGUAGACUAUUUGGAUGAAUCUCAUAAACAGAGUUUAAUGAUGGUGACCAAAGGACCACCAUUACCUCUAGAUGUUUCUAGAGAGAAAGUGAAAUUUUUACAACAGAUUGGAUUAACAUCUCAAAGGGUUAAAAGAGAUCUUGAGUACAAAAAGAUCCGACGAAGAAGACGUCGACACAGAGAGGCUAGUAUUAGUCCUGUAUUGAUGGUUGAUGGUGAUGAUAAGCGUAUUUCACCCUCACCUAAAGUUGACCCAGAAGUAUUGCGUCGGGAACCAGAUUAUCCUAAUAAAUGUUCAUUUUUGGGAUCAUUUAGUCUUGGAACAGUAGAAAGUGAGAAAAAGAAAGGUUCUCCUGUUAAACGAAAAGGUGAUAAAAGACAAGAUGAACAUUCAGGGAAAAAGGUAUCAAGAACGACGAAAAGCGAAAAAGUGAAACUGUUUUCUAACAAGAAUAGUGAUAAGACACUCAGUCGAGAAUUUGCCCAGGAAUUUCAUAACUCUGUCUUACAAAGUACUCAACAGAAACAGAUUAACGGAAGAUUAGGUUUGGAUGGUAAUCAAGGGGAGACAAGUCAGUCUUUAAAACCAACAAUCUCUUGUGAUUCACCUAUUGGUGAUAUUCCAAAAUGGCCAGGCAUUGAUAUUUUAAUGGAAUCUUAUCAAAAGUAUCAGGAAGAAUUUAAAUUAGAAAAGUCCAUGCUACAAGACCGUUGUCGGAAUCUACAAACUACUAAUCACGAUUUCAAUAAACGAGCUGAAGAGCUCAGUAAGAAGAUGUCUGAUUUUUUGGAUAAAAAGAAACAGCUAGAAGAUAGUCGACUCGAAAACCAAGGUGCAAUAGACAGUUUGAAACAGAUAAUAAAAGACAUGAAAUAAUUGUUUCCUUGUGUAACAAAACCCAUGGUGCAAUAGCCAGGAUGAAACAGAUACUAAAAAAUGAUAAAGUGAUGGUUUCAUUGUACUUACAAAAAUCCUGGUGCAAUAUCCAGUCUGUAAUAGAUACUGAAAAGACUUAUAAUGUUUUGAAUUGUACUUAAUUUAUAUGCAUUAGUCAUUCCUAGAUGGAAAUGAAACACUUUGUUAUUGGAUUUUCUCAAUGUUUUGUAAAAAAAUAAAUAAUGACUGAAUUAAUUAUAUUCAUAUUGUUAAGUUAUUCUCAGAGAAUAAUGAUUGUUGAAAUUUUAAUUGGCAUAAUAUGUAAUCAGGUUUAAGAAAAUUAUUGCAAUUAGAAUAUAGGUGUAUAUGAUUUUGAGAUGUAAAAUUGACAAGCUUUCAACUUUAAGUUGGAAGAUGAAUUCAAGGUUUAUUGCAUUUUAGUAAUACUCUGUAUAGUGCUUAUUUCCCAGUGUUGUUGUAAUGUCAAAUAAAAUAAUGGUGCAGACAUGGACAGUGAUGAUUCAAUUACACUUUCUAGUGGAUUUCUGUUUGGAUUUAUUAUAUACACUGUGUUUUAGUUAGGAUUUAAGUCAGAAAGGGCACAGUUUUAAAUGAAAGGACAUAUUGGCACCGUAUCUUGUCUGAAAAGGGACAACUUGGUCAUAAAGGGACAACUUGGUCAUAAAUAUUAUAUAGAUAACAUUGAAAUAAUUAAUGUAUUUUACAAUAUUUAUAGUAGUAUUUGAUGGUAUAAAGCUUUUUCAAGUUAUUUUUGGCAUUGACAAGUAUUUAUUUUCCUUCAGAAAACUAAAAUACUUAUGGCAGGACCAUAAGAGUCCAGGGUACACAGAAAGGGGGGCACAUACAGGGCAGAGGGGGGCUGUGUCCCACUGUUUUGGGCUAGAUAGGAGACUGCACAGUGAUUUGCUUCUGGUACAGCCAUUUCUCAGAGAUGAAAUCAUUGAAUGGCAAACGUAUGUUAAAACUCAUGACUUUUUAUAUUCCCAGUAUAGGAGGUCUGUUUAAUGGAGGAAAAUGAAAGAUCAAAUGCUAAAAUGCAUUUGCAGUCAAAUUUUGUCACAUUUAUUGUUUACAUCAAAAGUUGGCAUACAGAUAUUUCAAUUUUCUAACAACUCAAAUAAGAAAAACCUCCUGUUAGAAGGCAUACUUCCAAAGUGAUUUCAAUGAAAGAAAAUUUUUGAUUGUACAGUGAUUAAAAAGAAAAUUUUUGAUUGUACAGUGAAUAAAAAGAAAAUUUUUGAUUGUACAGUGAAUAAAAAACUUGUAAGUAAAAUCCUAUGACUUUUCUGUAAAUGCCAUAUUUGGUUUUAUCACUAAUUUAUCCUUUAAGACUGUAAGACCUGUUAUUGCACCAACUUAAAUAUCUGUUUAUUAAAGCACAACACACUGCCUCCUUCCUCAAGGUUUCUUUGUAUUAAAUGAAAUGUAUUAUACUGAACAAUGAAAUUGUUUAUUUACUUUUACAUAAAAUACAUCAAUUAUACAUGGUUUUAUACACAUCCAUUAUAUCAUUUACACAUACAAUUACUUUUUCACCUUGUAUUUAUAACUGUUUUAUGAACAUAAUAUAUUUAUAAAUAUUGCUUUUUUACAGUGAUUUCUGUAUGGUACGGGAUUUGGUUUAUAAUUUAUCACAGAUUUUUUAAUUAGAAAAGAAAUUUUAAGAAAUACAAUGAUUGUGUGUUUUAUGCAUUGAAAAUUAAAUAGAAAAAAAUUAUCACAUUUGAUGUAGCCUUAGAGAUGCAAAAUUUUUAGGGGAAAUUAUCUGUAUUUAUUAAAAGGUAAAGAUAUUUGAUAUAAUUUUUAGUUUAUUGAAAAUUAGUGUUUUAUUUUUGAGAUUUUUCAGCUAAUGCACAGCAGUAAAAUGUUCAGUAUCUGUGUAAAUACUACAACACAUAAUAUGAGCUGCAUCGAAUAGAAAUUGACCUUAUGCAAAUGAAUAUCAAUGCAUCUGUUUAACAUUUUUCGGGUUGAAAAAAUCUCUAUGCAAAGUCUGUAACUGUUUGAAAAUUGAGUUGAUAUAAGAACCCAACAAAACAGACCAAAAUUCAUCUUUUAUUUCGUAUUUGAAUGUUCCAAAAUCAGUAAAGGUCUUACACAUGUACAUGUAUAUGUGCACUUGCAUAAGGUCGAUUUCUAUCCGACGCAGCUGUUGAAAUUCUUCUUUAAGUUACACUUUGCAAUUUAGAUUUUUUUAUCUCCCCUUUUAACAUUGUUUUCCAUAAUUGCUGGCAAUUAAUUCAUAAGAAUUAAAAAAGAUUGAGAAAAACAAUUUAUUUCUCAAAUCAAAUCAACCCUCAAACUGUUGAAGCUCUAAAAGAAAAUAUAAUAUAUAUAAAACUUUCAGCUUAACCUUAUGAAGGUAAAUUAAAAGUGUUAGCUUUAAAUAAAGCUUUUCUGGUUUCAGCUUUCUAUAAUGUACUCAGGGUAUCAACUCUGAUGAUAUUCUAUAAAAUGAGACAUGUACACAUAGGUAUGUGAUUUCCUAUGGCGUUGGCCAAAUUAAUCCAACAAUUGUUGAUUACCCAUCAAGCUUUGUAUGAAAACAAAUGUCAAAUUUGAGCUAGAGAAUAACACCGUUGCUAUUUGAAUUGACAGACGAUCUUAUCUGACCUUUCAAAUUUCUAAUCAGAAAAGGGGUGUGUUUCUGCAUGAAAGUCUCUUUAUUCUUUGUGUAUUUAUAAAACUACAAGGCAUAUGAUACCAAAUACCUGUCUGCUAUUCAUUACAUUAUAGCCAUAACCAGUGAGAUUUGCUGAUAUUGUACUGUUUUUGGAACGAUGUCUUUACUAUGAUCAUAUCUACUCAAUAUCUCAAUCUUUAUGAUCAUAUUCAUGGUAUAUAUCAUUGAUUUCUGUAUGAUAAUCCGUUUGCAGCUAUAUAGCAUAUCAUGUCUCUUUUUAAUAAAAACAAAUAUUUACA
Messenger RNA from Mytilus californianus (California mussel), 8298 nucleotides. RefSeq names its product genetic suppressor element 1-like. Lineage: Eukaryota; Metazoa; Mollusca; Bivalvia; Mytilida; Mytilidae. The record is from RefSeq and is a predicted model, not a curated record. The transcript has 14 exons. Bases 283 to 5355 code for a protein of 1690 amino acids.